AUUUAAGAAAAAUCAGCCAAACCAAAAGGGUAAAAAAUGAGAUGUUUUUUGUGAUCUAUGAGCUAAAUAGCGUAAAGACAGUGGGGAAUCAAAAUGCAGUAUCUGGGUGGCAAGAGGGAACCAUAGUCAUUGUUGGACGUUAUCACUACCUCCCACUUCCACCACCACCACCACCACCACCACCACCACCACCGGCCACCGCACUCACCUCUUUCAAAAUUAACUUCCUCCAUUCUCUGUUUGCCGAUCUCACGACUGGGUUUCAAGAAAUGAGUCUGUGCGGCGGGAGUGUUUCUGCGGCAAACUUCACCUGCCAAACCAACUCAAUUCCCAAGCCCGUUGGACAACGCAGUUUGAAAUUUUCAUUUUUACAAGCAAGCAGAAGCAAGAAUAGGAGGAACGUCGCCCGUGGUCCUUUGCAGGUAGUAUGUAUGGAUUACCCAAGACCAGAGCUUGACAACACUGUUAAUUUCUUGGAAGCUGCUUCUCUAUCUUCAUCUUUCCGUACUUACCCUCGACCGGCAAAGCCACUCAAAGUUGUAAUUGCUGGGGCAGUUUUAAAAUUAUUAAUUUCAGGUUUAGCUGGUUUGUCCACUGCAAAAUAUUUGGUAGAUGCAGGUCACAAGCCUCUGUUGCAGGAAGCAAGAGAUGUUCUAGGUGGAAAGGUGGCUGCAUGGAAAGAUGAGGAUGGAGAUUGGUAUGAGACAGGACUACAUAUAUUCU
Rubroshorea leprosula is the source of this 723-nucleotide messenger RNA. NCBI's taxonomy places the organism in Eukaryota, Viridiplantae, Streptophyta, Magnoliopsida, Malvales, Dipterocarpaceae. The record is from the annotation of a GenBank genome assembly.